Molecule: messenger RNA, 11104 nt
Organism: Pseudophryne corroboree (corroboree frog)
Lineage: Eukaryota; Metazoa; Chordata; Amphibia; Anura; Myobatrachidae
Gene: ASPM
Product: assembly factor for spindle microtubules
Exons: 30
Coding region: 216-10802 (3528 amino acids)
Biological process (GO): mitotic cell cycle; establishment of meiotic spindle localization; spindle organization
Cellular component (GO): spindle pole
Molecular function (GO): calmodulin binding
Source: RefSeq, a predicted model, not a curated record
UUCGCUGCUUAGUGCUGCUAUUGGCUGCUGAUGAUAUUAGGGCGUGUCUCACUGAGCCGUUGGACCUAUCACUCCACACUCACUGGAGUUUGAAUUCUGUACAGUACUGUAGUUGUGUUGCUGAGUGCUGGCUGGUGUCUCUGUGUACAUACAGUACCCUGCUGCUGGGACAGUAACCCCGAGCGCCCGGACCUGGGGCAGGAGCCGGCUGGAACAUGCUGUCCAUCUCCCCUCCGGCACUGACCGGACAGCAACAGACGCCGCAUGAGGAGACCCCGGUGCUCUCUCUCACACACUUCUCCCGGCCGCCCUUCCUCAGCUUUGGCUGUGUGAGGCCGGGCUCGGCUCGCAGCGCUGUGCUCUUGUUGCAGAAUCCUUCGGCAGACCCGGCCCAGGUGACGGUGCAGAAGCUGCCGAGGAAUCGCGGCUUCAGCGUCCCGGAGACUGAGAUCCUCGUACCGCCUUUUGAAACUGUGCCUCUGACAAUUACAUGGACCCCCUUAGAGGAAGGCGGUAUACGAGAACUAGUCACCUUUGUUCUGAAUGAUAUUGUGAAGCACCAAGCUGUACUUCUGGGACGAGCUGAACUACCAACAAAAAAAAAGAGAACCCGUUGGAAUGCAGCAAAAAAGAAACAUUCUCCAGUGGGAGGAAAAAAGGUUUCUGGACCGAAAAUGAAAGAUCAUUGCUUGACAGGUGUAAAAAGCAAAACAUUCAGUGUGACUCAAAAAAGUGGGUUUGAGAGAUUGGAGACAGCAAGGGGCCCUCUACAACCAUGUGAAAAUCUUUCCAAGCUAGUUCCUAGUACAUCCCAUGUAAGGGAACCUAGACUGAGUACAGAAAAUAGAUUGCCUACUAUCUUUGUCAGUCCACAUGCUAAUGAAUUACAGGAUGUCAACCUGGGAUCACUAAGGAGGUCAAAGACCUACCCUGUUUUGUGCACCACUGAGGAUACAACUUGUAUACGGACAAACAUUGUUAUUGAUGAAGAAUGGACUUUAACAGAACAUAUGGUAAAUAAAAUAUCCAUAUCACCAAUAAACCCAGUGCAUUGUCAAGAACAACAUUUGAAUCCUAUGCCAAGCAUCAUUAAUGACUUGAUAACUUACUCUCCAUUGUCUCCUGAUGAAUUUUAUAAAGCAGAGCUUGCUAUCAAACAUGAUGAUUCAGAACAAUCCUGCUUCUUUCAGCAGUCUUCACAUGAACGUUGCACAAAUGUGACCACCACAACUCAGACACCACCACUGAUUUUGUCCACACCACGGAGAAUAACUUUAAGCCCAGAUUCAUUUGUAAAUGACAUUUAUAUCUCUGAUAAACACUUAAAUGCAGCUCCCCAUACUCCAAUUUUGUCACCAGAUCAGUUUGUGAAAGAGAAUUAUCUUACGCCUUACUCAUUAGUGUUUAAUAAUUUGCCCGAAAAUAGUAUUGCGUCUAAAUCUCCAGUAGUUGAAGUUAAGACAAUGCAGUUUGUAAGUGAAUGUGUAGACAAAGUACUAUCUGAUAAGCCAUUGGAGGAUCCAGAGCUGGUGAGUUCUAGGCUAACCUAUUGUGUGAAAAAGAAGCAAGAGAGACUUGUUAAUUUGCCAGUGGCUGAUGACUGCCCUGUCACCAAGGGUCCUGUGAAACCCUUCAUAGUCUCAGCUACUGUUACAAAAGUAAAGGCUGGAGGUGGCAAUGAACUAAAAAAUCGACCCCAGCUGAAGUCCCGUAGGCGUUUGAGGAACAUUGAAUUGGAGGGCAAUGUAGUUUCUCCGCGGGUAUCUCAAGCCUUACCUGUGAUAAAUGUUGCAGAUUUGCCAGUUAUAAGUGUAUCAGUGACUUCGAGCUGUUCAGACUCAUCUGUGAAGGUGUCUCCUGCCAAGUCCAUCUGUGGUCACAAAAGGAAAAGUGAAGAGAUUUCUAAUGGUGCUGCUGUGACAUCCAGUGAGUCUUUGAAUGUUGCCAGUCGAGCAAAGAGGUCUUUUCUCCCCAAACCAUCUCUAUCACAAGAUGUAAACGAGCAAGAACCUCCGCGAGCCAGAGAAGUGUCUUUGCCAUUGAAAGCUGCUGGGGAAAUCCAUAAACUGAAAAUUGAAACCAUCAAAGCAAAACCCACCUUUGUAAAAUCUCACCAGACAGGUAAGAUGGGCACAUCACACCAGCAAUCUACUGGCGCCAAAUCCUUUAAGAGAGUUAUCGCUGUUCCACAGUCAAAACUGACCUUUAUAAGCUCAACCAAAACAGUCAUUCCUCGACACCCAAUGCCAUUUGCUGCUAAGAACAUGUUUUAUGAUGAGCGCUGGAUAGCAAAGCAAGAACGUGGAUUUACUUGGUGGCUUAACUUCAUUCUCACUCCAGAUGACUUUGCUGUGAAAACAGAUUCCAUGAAAGUUAAUGCAGCUGCCUUGAUACUGGGGCCUGAUAAUCACAAAGUGAGUGUGUUAAAGGCUCCAACCAAGGAAGAGGUCUCCCUUAAAGCUUACACAGCCCGAUGUAGGUUAAACAGGCUGAGGAGAUCUGCAUGCCGUCUCUUUACCUCCGACCCCGUAGUGAGAGCUAUACGGAGAUUGGAAGUAGAAAUUGAAGCUAGACGUCUUCUUGUCAGGAAAGACAGACAUCUGUGGAAGGAUGUUGGUGAACGUCAGAAAAUCCUGAACUGGCUUCUUUCCUAUAAUCCACUGUGGCUUCGUAUAGGACUGGAGACUAUAUUUGGCGAGCUAAUUUCUCUGGAAAGCAAUAGUGAUGUUACUGGCCUAGCUCUUUUCAUCUUGAAUCGUUUGCUCUGGAAUCCAGAUAUUGCAGCAGAAUAUAGACACCCUUCUGUACCACACUUGUAUCGUGAUGGUCAUGAAGAGGCUUUAUCCAAAUUUACACUUAAGAAACUAUUGCUACUGGUUUUCUUUCUCGAUUACGCCAAGCAGAACAGACUCAUCGAUCAUGAUCCUUGUUUAUUCUGUAAAGAUGCUGAAUUUAAGACCAGUAAAGAGCUCUUGCUAGCAUUCUCUCGUGACUUCCUGAGCGGAGAGGGAGACCUAUCACGCCACCUUAGUUAUUUGGGGCUACCUGUAUGUCAUACUCAGACCCCUCUUGAUGAGUUUGACUUUGCAGUGACAAACCUAGCAGUGGAUUUGCAGUGUGGUGUUCGUUUGGUAAGAACAAUGGAGCUUCUUACCGAAAACUGGAAUCUGUCUAAAAAACUGAGAGUUCCAGCAAUAAGUCGCUUGCAGAAAAUGCACAACGUAGAAGUUGCUUUGCAAGUUUUGACAAACAGGGGAGCUCAAAUCAAAGAUGAGCGUGGAACUUUCAUUACAUCUAAAGACAUCGUGGACCGACAUCGGGAGCGUACAUUGGCUCUGCUCUGGAACAUUGUUUUUACAUUUCAGGUGAACUUGUUACUCCAUAUUGACCAUUUAAAAGAGGAAAUACAGUUUCUAAAGCAUAGUUACAACAUACAAAAGAAGCUGGCCGCCCUCCGCGCGCUCUCCAUUCCCACCGCUACAAGAAAACGUGACAGUGAGCCUUUUAUACCUGAGAACUACAGUGAGCGAGUACUUUAUCUCAUGGAAUGGGUUAAUGCAGUGUGUGCCUUCUACAGCACAAAAGUUGAAAAUUUCACAGUGUCCUUUUCUGAUGGAAGAGUAUUCUGUUACCUAAUUAAUCAUUACCACCCCAGCUAUGUGCCAUUAAAUGCCAUAUGUCAGCGAACGACUCAGACCAUAGAAUGUAAUGAAAAUGGAACGGCAGGACUGAAUUCUUUCUCAGAUUCUGAUAACUCUUUGGAUAUGUGGCCUGGGAUAUGUGAUCAAGGUAUCCCUGUCUCAGAUUUGUAUAAGGAGCUACUUGAGAAUGAGAGAACAAAUUUCAGUCUUGUACAAACGGCUGUAUCGAACCUUGGAGGAAUUCCUGCAAUGAUCCAUCACUCAGAUAUGUCUAAUACAAUACCAGAUGAAAAGAUAGUUAUUACGUUCCUUUCAUACCUCUGUGCCCGAUUUUUGGAUAUUUGCAAGGAAGCUAGGGCAGCUCGGGUGAUUCAGGGUGCGUGGAGAAAGUACAAACUGACAUCAGAAGAGCAGUUAUUACAGAAGAAGCACAAGGCUGCCCGUGUUAUCCAGCUGGCUGUCCGUAAAUUUCUGACACGGCAUCAGAUGUUGAAGAGAGUGCUAUCUGCAGUAGUUAUCCAAAAACACUGGAGAAGAUAUUUGGCACACAAGCAACUAGUUAUGCUGAAAACGCACAAACAAAAUGCUGUUGAGACUGCUGCAGCUGUAGUCAUCCAGAGACAUUGGAGAGGUUAUGGAGCCAGAAAAUACUACAGAGCAUUGCUUCGAAACGUAGUUCUUAUGCAAGCAAGAGUCAGAGCAAACAUCGCUGUUGUAUCAUUCAAGCAGAAAAUAUGCGCUGUUAGAACUCUCCAGAUGUAUGUGCGUUCUUGGCUGGUGGCUACGACGGAACGUGAAAGUUAUCUUCAGCUGAAAACGGCUACCCUAGUCAUCCAAUUGGCUUUCAGGAGAUGGAAACAUAAGAGGAUAAAGAGAGAAAGGAAUGCUGCAUUAGUGCUUCAAAGAGCUUACCGGAGAUGGCGGGUCCUCAAACAGGAAGAGAAGAGAAGCGCUGCUAUUGCUAUUCAGUCCAUGUAUCGUAUGUCCAGGGAAAGAUGUAAAUAUCUCGCCAUGCGGGCAGCAGCAAUAAAGAUACAGUCUGUGGUUAAAAUGAGGCAGGAAAGAAUCAAUUAUGUUGUUCUAAGGCGGAGGGUGAUCUUUAUCCAAAGACUGUAUCGUGCUAACUACAUGCUCAAAGAACAACUACCCUUCCUUAAAGUGAGGCAAGCCUGUGUUAUAAUACAAUGUGCCAUAAAGGGAUACCUGGUGAGAAAAAAGAUAAAACUGUGGCAUAAAGCUGCAACAACAUUGCAAGCAAACUACAGAAUGCACAGGGAAAGAAAGAGGUAUCUUACGUAUUACAGAGCUGCUCUUGUAAUUCAGGAGAGAUUUCAGGCACACAAGGAGUGUGCUCUUCAAAGAGAAAUCUUUUGCCACAUGAAACAAUCCAUUAUCCAAAUACAAGCAGCAUACAGAGGCUACAUUGUACGUAAAAGGAUAAAACUUGAGCAUGUUGCAGCAAUAUCUAUACAGAGCACCUACCGAUGUUACAGAUCUAGGAAGCGGUAUGUGAAAAUAAGGCAGGCUGCUCUCACUAUUCAGUGGUGGUACGCUGGCCAGAAGUGUCUGAAGAGAGAAAAGGAACAGUUUGUGAGAACAAAAACAGCUGCUACUACUAUACAAGCAGCAUACCACGGUUGGAAAGCUAGAAAAGAACUUCACAAGCAGAAUGUGUCUGCAAUCAUUAUUCAGUCUACAAUAAGAAGAUUUAUUGCUCAAAAGGGUUACCAAGAACUAAAGAAGGCAAUCCUUACCAUCCAGAAGCACUACCGGGCAAUGCUGACUGGCAGGAAGGAGAGGCAAACGUAUCUUCAGAUGUGUCUGCUUGUAAGAAAGAUGCAAGCUGUCUGGAGGGGCAGAAAAGUCAGGAUGGAGAUCCAGAGGGUGCACCAACAGGCAACUCUAAUACAGUCCUAUUAUAGAAUGCAUGUCUGCCACCACAAGUAUAAAGCCAUGAAACAAUCUGUACAGGUCAUUCAGUGUCGCUACAGAGCCCAUAUCGCGGGAAAGGCUCAGCGAUCGCUUUAUCUAAGAACAAAAGCAGCAGUAACUCUCCUCCAAGCUGCCUAUCGAGGAUGGAAGACCAGGAAGAACAUACUAGAGCUCCAUAAAUCUGCUGGUGUUAUACAGGCCUCAUACCGCUCCUUCAGACUGCGUAAACAAUACCUUAAUUUGAGGAUGGCAACAAUCUCCAUACAAAGGUGGUACCGCGCCAUAGUUACUGCUAGGAUUCCCAGAGCAGAAUACAUUCACUUCAGAAGAAAUGUUCUUAAAUUGCAGUCUAUGUACAGAGGUAUGAAAGCCAGGCAAAAAAUAAUGCAUAUGCAUAAAUCUGCAAUUUUGCUCCAGUCUGUGUUUAAGAUGUACGAGAAGAGAGCAAAAUAUCAGGCAGUGAGAAAGGCAGCUGUUUUACUGCAGCGGCGGUAUAGAGCUGUAUUGGAGGGCAGGAAGGUACGGAAAUGUUACGUGUCCCUCAUGAAUGCGGCUUGCACUAUGCAAGCUGCAUGGAGAGGCAGGAAGCUGCGGGAGCAAAUAAAUGGCAUGCAUAUGGCUGCAACUGUAAUACAGUCUCAAUAUCGAAUGUUCAAACAGCAGCAGUACUAUAAAAGGCUAAGAAAGGUCACUAUAGCAGUGCAGCAACGUUACCGUGCAUCUCUGGAAAGGAAUAGACAAAUGCGGCUGUACAAUAAUAUGAGAAGUACAGUCUUUUACAUCCAGUCAGCCUUUCGUGUCAUGAAACUGCGCCAGGAACUUAGGGCAAAGUCUGAAGCCGCCAGCAUCAUUCAGCGUGCUUUCAGGUCCCAUUUGGAAAGACGCAGGUUUCUUGCCCUGAAGAGAGCGGCUGUAACUAUUCAGAAAAGAUUCAAAAUGAAAAAGCUUGCCGAUCACCAAAAACAGGAGUACAUCAGGUUAAAGAAAGUUUCUCUCCUUUUACAAGCUGCAUUCAGGGGUCUCCGGGAGAGAGAGAAGCUUCAGCACUUGAAUUCCUCAGCUACUUUCAUCCAGGCAGCCUUCAGAAUGCACAAAACGCGUGUUGCUUAUCAAAUGAUAAAAUGUGCAUCAGUCACUAUACAGCGGCACUAUAAGGCAUACAGAGUUGCUGUCUAUGAAAGAGAAAUGUUUCUAAAACAGCGAAGAUCAGCGAUAACUAUUCAAGCUGCAUACAGAGGUGCUAAAGUGAGGCAGAAGAUAAGUGAACUGAACAGAGCUGCUUCCAAAAUUCAGUCCACGUUCAGGAUGCACCUGUGUAGAAGAUAUUAUAGGGAAGUGCAAUGGGCAGUGAGUGUGAUUCAGCAGAGAUAUCGUGCAAACAGGAUGAGAGACUCUGAAGUGUUGCGUUUCUGUAUAGUAAAGAAUGCUGCACUUUGCAUUCAAGCCAGUUAUCGAGGCUGGCAUCAAAGAAAAGAGCUGAAAAAUAUGAAGGAAGCAGCCAUGGUAAUCCAGAGACAAUCAAGAACAUAUCUUAAGCAUAAACGAUACCAUUCACUAAGGGCAGCAACUAUCCGUGUGCAGAGACGUUUCAGAGCAACAGUUAGGAUGCGUCCUCAUUAUCACAAGUAUCAGUCGCUGAGAAAAGCUGCCAUCUGUAUACAAGCUUCAUACAGAGGUUUUAAAGUAAGAAAGGCCAUUGAAUUGAAACACACAAUGGCCACCAGAAUACAGUCUGCUUUCAGGAUGCACAGGGCACUGGUUUUGUAUAAGGCCAAACGAGAUGCCACCUUUACAAUUCAGACUUGGUACCGAUCGGUUGUAAAUUGUAAGCGUGCCCGUGCAUCAUUUCUGAAAUUACAUGGCUCUGUGAUAAUUAUCCAAGCAGGUUUUAGAGGAAUGAGGGUGCGUAAGCACAUGCAAACCAUGAAUAAGGCUGCCACCUUAAUACAGUCCACCUAUCGGAUGUAUGUUCAUCUAAAGUUCUACAUGAGUUUGAAAAAAGCUGCUAGAACGGUACAGCAGAGAUACAGAGAGAGGAUAGCAAGAGACAGAGCUUUAUAUUGGUACCAAACUACCAACACAUCUGCAGUAUCACUACAAGCUGCUUUCAUGGGGAUGGAAGUAAGAAGACAGAUACAGAAAAUGCACCAUGCAGCUACAAUCAUCCAGACAUUUGUCCGAUCUUUUCUGCAGAGAAGGACAUAUCUGAAAUGUAGGUCUGCAGCUGUGUGCCUUCAGAGAAAGUACAGGGCUUUGGUUCUGGCCAGAUCGCAACGCUUGGAUUUCCUCACUUGUCUGAAGGCUGCUGUGUGCAUUCAGUCUGCUUACAGAGGGCAUAAAGUAAGAGUAGGACUUGAGCAGAAAAACAGAGCAGCAACUACAAUCCAGUCUAUGUUUAGAAUGCACAGGGUACAUACCACCUAUCAAGCCCAAAGAGCAUCAGCCAUUGUGAUACAGAGGUACUACAGGAGUCACACAAGUGUUUUGCAUAGCAGAGAGUGCCACCUGAAGCUCCGUUAUACAGCUAUUGUUCUUCAGGCCACAUACAGAGGCAUGAGGAGCCGUAAAAGUCUGACAAAGAUGCACGAUGCAGCAACUGUAAUCCAGACCUUUUAUCGUAUGUACAGACAGAAAAAAUCCUACCUAGAUUUAAAACAGGCAGCAAUUAAAAUACAGUUACGUUUUAAAGCAAAUAUUUUAAGGGAUAAGACAAUGGAGCAAUAUAAUACUCUUAGAAAGGCAGUGACACACAUUAAGUUCAUUUUCAGAGUUAUGAAACAGCGAAAAGAAGCAAGGAGAACGGCGGCUGCUCUAGUGAUACAGGCUGCAUGGAAGAUGCAUCAGAAAAGGAGAACCUUUGUUCAGACCAAGACUGCAGUGGUGAUCAUCCAGGCCGCAUUCAGAGGCCAUAGGACAAGAAAAAGGCACAAACUAAAUGAAGUGUCUGCAUGUCACAUACAGAAGUGGUUCAGGAGGUGUCGCCACACUCGUCUGCAAAGAGCCCAAUAUUUAUCCAUGAGGGCAUCUGCUAUUGUAAUCCAAUCUACUUUCAGAGGAUCAAUGGUGCGCAAGCUUGUGCAACAAGAGAGAGCUGCGAGAACCCUGCAGUCUUAUCUACGUAUGGCUAUGUGUCGGAGAAGGUUCUUGCAGCUGAGAGUAUCUACCAUAAAGUUGCAAUCCUAUUACAGGAUGCACAGGACAGUGAAAAUGUACCAGGAGCAGCGAACUUCUGCAGUGAUCCUUCAGCAGUGGUAUAAAUCUCUUAUUGAUAUGAGACGCCAGAGAACAGAGUACUUGGAUAUUCGCAGACGAGUCAUUUGUGUGCAAGCAGAGGUCAGAAGAUUCUGUGCACAAAGGCGUUUCACAAGGACACGGUGUGCUAUAGUAGUGAUCCAGGCUCAUUGGCGGAGAUGUAUACAGAGAAAACUUUUCUUGCACUAUAAAUUCUCUGCACUUACAAUACAACAAAAUUACCGUGCAUACCAACUUAAAAAAAUACAACGCAGCCAUUAUCGAAGACUCAAGACGACUGCCAUUGUUCUACAGUCUAUGUAUAAGGGAUUUCAGACCAGGAAAUUAUUACGAGAAGAGAAAGCUGCUUGUGUGAUCCAGCGAUUCUACAGAUGCUGCGUUAUACGUAGAAAUUACAUUACCCUCACAAGGACUGUCAGGACUCUGCAGACAUAUGUCAGAGCCAAACAGGAAAGAGCCAGGUUUGUUAAAGUUAGAAAGGCCACAGUGCGUAUUCAGAGGAGGUGGAGAGAGACCAUCAUGGCUAGGAAUAUGCGCCAACUGUUUCUCCAGAAGCAAGCAUCUGCCAGAAUACUUCAGUCCAUUUAUAGAGGACAUAUUGUAAGAAGAGAAAUUGAAAAGAAGAAUCGUGCAGCGCAUGUUAUCCAAGUGACAUACAGAGGCUUCCGGGAUCGUUGUCGCUUCCUCCAGUUGAAAGCUGCAGCUGUGACCUUGCAGAGUCGCUUGCGAGCUUUACAUAAGGGCAGAGAUGAGCGUCAUCACUACAUGCAGCUGAGGAACUCUGUCAUUAAGUUGCAGGCCUGUGUGCGAGGCUGGCUAGUCAGAAAACAGAUUGCCCAGCAGAAUAGACGGAGGCUACUUCUGAGAUUCAGUUCCGCUAUUCAUCACCAUCUGUGUGCUGUGAAGAUUCAGAGGUGUUUUCGAGCGCAUUGUGUUCUUAAAAGAGCACGGAAUCAAAUGGACAGUGUUAUUUUCAUUCAGAGAUGGUAUCGGUCAAGAGUACAGCACAGGAUCUUCCUGAUCACCCAACGGAAGGUCAUUUUUCUACAGCAUGUGGUACGCGCUUGGUUAUACCGCAGAAAUGAGGCCGCUACUAACAUCCAGAGAUGUGUGAGAGAUUUCCUUCAACGCAGGAGACAGGCUAAAUUGAAAUGCGGAAUCGUAAAAUUCCAGGCUCUCUGGAGAGGUUACCAGUGGAGGAAAUCCCAUGACACAAAAGUUUUGAAAAAGUUACGCAAACGUCUGCAGAAAGUAAAUGAAGAAACUAAAGAUGAACAUAAACUGUGUAACAGGACAUUGGUUGCCUUGAAUUACCUGCUGACUUACAAGCACCUUUCCUACAUCCUGGCAGCUCUGCAGCAUCUUGAAGUAGCCACCAGACUGUCCUCUGUGUGCUGUGAGAACAUGGCACAGAGUGGUGCUGUAAAUAUAAUCUUUACCCUGAUCCGCAGCUGCAACAGAAGCAUCCCAUGCAUGGAAGUGAUCAAAUUGUCUAUUCAAGUCCUACUUAACUUGUCUAAGUACGAAAGAACAGUAUUGGCUGUCUAUGAAGUGAAUAACUCUGUGGAAAGUCUCCUGGAUUUGAUGCAGAUCUACAGGGAGAAAGCUGGAGACAAAGUAUCUGACAAAGGGGGCAGUAUUUUUACCAAGACCUGCUGCCUUUUAGCAAUCUUUGCACUAAAUUCGCAGAGAGCUCGGGAGAUACGUGCCAUCCCUAAAGCUAUGGAUCGGAUCUGUAGCAUUUACAGGCUGACAGCACGGAAGCACAAAAUGGACACAGCCAGGAAUCUCUGCAAACAGCUCAUGAGCAGUACUCCAGGUCAUGGGUUUGGCGCUCUUCAAGCAACACCAAUCCGGACAAGAAUUGUGUCAAGAAUUAAGCCUGACUGGGUGCUAAGAAAAGACAACAUGAGGGAGAUUGUAGACCCAUUAAAAGCUAUCCAGAUGGUGAUUGCUACCUUUGGAAUGACCGUCUAAACCAAUUAAAGACUGGAAUAUAUUGUGGAAAUGAAUUUCAGUUGAAUUUUACAGAUUGUACUGUAUAUUAAGUGCUUUUUAUAAUGUAAAUUAAUUUUUUUUUAUACUUGUAUACUAUAAGCAGAGUGUUUCCCUCCUCCAGAACUAUUGUUACUAAUCAAAGCUAAAAAUACUGGAUUGGUUUGGACGGCAGGGUUUGUAUUAUAACCACCCGCAAUUCUAUUCUAAUUGUUGCUUGUAAAUAGCUUUUUGUUUUGCUGAUAGUGUACAGUAAAGUACAAAGCCAAGCAUUUCUGAAUGAC